Otolemur garnettii (small-eared galago) is the source of this 3202-nucleotide messenger RNA. RefSeq names its product phosphatidylinositol 4-kinase beta (gene PI4KB). The record is from RefSeq and is a predicted model, not a curated record. Gene Ontology annotation, molecular function: 1-phosphatidylinositol 4-kinase activity. Gene Ontology annotation, cellular component: cytoplasm; membrane. Gene Ontology annotation, biological process: phosphatidylinositol-mediated signaling; phosphatidylinositol phosphate biosynthetic process. The coding region runs from base 315 to 2513 and encodes 732 amino acids. The transcript has 10 exons. NCBI's taxonomy places the organism in Eukaryota, Metazoa, Chordata, Mammalia, Primates, Galagidae.
AAUAAUUUUACAUCUAGAUCUGCUGGACAAUUUGUUUACUUUUGGUCUUGGUAUACCAAGGGAGGAAGCGAGAGUGCGUGGGCCAGUCGAACCUGAGGCAGCUUGAAGGCCCCAUCAGGCGGCGCCGCGGGCAGCCGCGCAGCCGGGGCCUGGUGCAGCCGCCGCGGCCGCUGUCAGGGAAGCGCAAGCGGCCAAUGGAACCCGGCAGCGGUCGCUGCUGCUGAGGCGGCGGUGUCGGCAGUCCGACCCCGACCGCCCGCACCCCCUCUGCGAGGGUCCCCCAGAGCUUGGAAGCUUGAAAUCUGGCUGUGGCCAUGGGAGACACAGUAGUGGAGCCUACCCCCUUGAAGCCAACUUCUGAGUCCACUCCUGGCCCAGCAGGGAGUAACGGGGGCUCUUUGCUAAGUGUCAUCACGGAGGGGGUCGGGGAACUAUCAGUGAUUGACCCUGAGGUAGCCCAGAAGGCUUGCCAGGAGGUGCUGGAGAAAGUCAAGCUUUUGCAUGGAGGCGUAGCCAUCUCUAGCAGAAACUCCCCACUGGAGUUGGUCAAUGGGGAUGGUGUGGACAAUGAGAUCCGUUGCCUAGAUGAUCCACCUUCUCGGAUCAGGGAGGAGGAAGACGAGAUGGGAGCCACUGUGGCCGUAGGCACAGCCAAAGGAGCAAGAAGGCAGCGGCAGAAUAACUCAGCUAAACAGUCAUGGCUAUUGAGGCUGUUUGAAUCAAAACUAUUUGACAUCUCCAUGGCCAUGUCAUACCUGUAUAACUCUAAGGAGCCUGGAGUGCAAGCCUACAUCGGCAACCGGCUUUUCUGCUUUCGCAAUGAAGAUGUGGACUUCUAUCUGCCCCAGCUGCUUAACAUGUAUAUCCACAUGGAUGAGGAUGUGGGUGAUGCCAUUAAGCCCUACAUAGUCCACCGCUGCCGCCAGAGCAUUAACUUUUCUCUCCAGUGUGCCCUGUUGCUUGGGGCCUACUCUUCAGACAUGCACAUUUCCACUCAACGACACUCCCGUGGGACCAAGCUGCGGAAGCUGAUCCUCUCAGAUGAGUUAAAGCCAGCCCACCGAAAGAGGGAGCUGCCUUCCUUGAGCCCAGCCCCUGACACAGGACUGUCUCCCUCUAAAAGGACUCACCAGCGGUCUAAGUCAGAUGCCACCGCCAGCAUAAGUCUCAGCAGCAACCUGAAACGAACAGCCAGCAACCCUAAAGUGGAGAAUGAGGAUGAGCCUGUUCGACUGGCUCCUGAGCGAGAAUUCAUCAAAUCCCUGAUGGCGAUUGGCAAGCGGCUGGCCACGCUCCCCACCAAAGAGCAGAAAACACAGCGGCUGAUCUCGGAGCUUUCUUUGCUCAACCAUAAGCUCCCUGCCCGAGUUUGGCUUCCUACUGCUGGCUUUGACCACCACGUGGUUCGUGUACCUCACACACAGGCUGUUGUCCUCAACUCCAAAGACAAGGCACUCCCCGUCUCUCCCCAGCUCCCUGAAGUUCACACCAACAGCUGUGACAACAUCUCUCAGUUUUCUGUGGACAGUAUCACCAGCCAGGAGAGCAAGGAGCCUGUGUUCAUUGCAGCAGGGGACAUCCGACGGCGCCUUUCAGAACAGCUGGCUCACACCCCCACAGCCUUCAAACGAGACCCAGAGGACCCUUCUGCAGUUGCUCUCAAAGAGCCCUGGCAGGAGAAAGUACGGCGAAUCAGAGAGGGCUCCCCCUAUGGCCAUCUCCCCAACUGGCGGCUCCUGUCAGUCAUUGUCAAAUGUGGGGAUGACCUUAGGCAAGAGCUCCUGGCCUUCCAGGUGUUGAAGCAACUGCAGUCCAUUUGGGAACAGGAGCGAGUGCCCCUUUGGAUCAAGCCAUACAAGAUCCUCGUGAUUUCUGCUGAUAGUGGUAUGAUUGAACCAGUGGUCAAUGCUGUGUCCAUCCACCAGGUGAAGAAACAGUCACAGCUUUCCUUGCUCGAUUACUUCCUACAAGAGCAUGGCAGUUACACUACUGAGGCAUUUCUCAGUGCCCAACGCAACUUUGUGCAAAGUUGUGCUGGCUACUGCUUGGUCUGCUACCUGCUGCAGGUCAAAGACAGACACAACGGGAACAUCCUUUUGGACGCAGAAGGCCAUAUCAUCCACAUCGACUUUGGUUUCAUCCUGUCUAGCUCACCCCGAAACCUGGGCUUUGAGACAUCAGCCUUUAAACUGACCACAGAGUUUGUGGAUGUGAUGGGUGGCCUAGAUGGUGACAUGUUCAACUACUAUAAGAUGCUGAUGCUUCAAGGGCUGAUUGCUGCUCGAAAACACAUGGACAAGGUGGUGCAGAUCGUGGAGAUCAUGCAGCAAGGUUCUCAGCUUCCUUGCUUCCAUGGCUCCAGCACCAUUCGCAACCUCAAAGAGAGGUUCCACAUGAGCAUGACAGAGGAGCAGCUUCAGCUACUGGUGGAGCAGAUGGUAGAUGGCAGCAUGCGGUCCAUCACCACCAAACUGUAUGACGGCUUCCAGUACCUCACCAACGGCAUCAUGUGAUAUCCUCCUUCUCAGGCCCAGGGGUGGUGGGUGGAGCCCAGGGGCCCUCCCAGAGGAGCCCUUGUCUGAGAAAUCCCAAACCAGGAAACCACCUACCCAUCCAUCCACCCGAGGGAAAUGAAAGGCAAGAAAUACAAAGGAUCAUGUGGUAACAGGCAAGAGACUGCGGGUGGGAGAGCCAGCUCUGGGGUCCAGACUUGCUGAGGCUUCCCUGCCCUCCAGCGCUGUCAGUAUUACCACCUGACUGACUCCAGGACUCACUGCCCUCCAGAGAACAGAGGAGAUGAAUGUUGAGGGACGCCAGGGCCUAUCUUCUCACCAGGAUAUGAGAGGUUCUCUGCAGGCCACCUACUUCAUCUGUUCUGGGUCCCAAGAAAGGGGGAUGAGUAGGUCUUUGGCACUUAGGACUCAAUCCUGUGAUUGGCCUUUGGCCAGGCUACUGCCCAACUGUGCCCCUCCCAGGAACUAGCCCUAGCCUAAGUUCCCCUAAGGUGGGCUCUGUACCUUCUGAGGUGCCUACUGCAGGGGCAAGGACAGGAAUUACCAGGACCCCCACCCCCCGCCCAUGUAUGAGGGUGUGGCCUAGCCAUGGGAAUUCCUUACCCUGAUCCCUUCCCCACACCCAGGGAAAUAGCUCUCAAUUUUUUAUUUUUAAUUUUUGUUUGAAAUAAAGUCCUUAGUUAGCCAUC